UUUUUUUCCCGUCAGCAUUGGAGAGGAAAGAAGAGGACACGCCUGGGUUUGUCAAGCAGGUUUGUGUGUGUCUACAAGUGUUUCUGUCAUUCAUUCACCACUUUGUUCAUCUACGCUGAAACAGAAGAGCAGCAAACCCUUAAUUCUCUCAACAGCAGCAGCAUCUCUUACUAGCAGGUAACUGUCAGACCCUCACAGAAGAAGCACCAACAUGCAGACUGCAGAGGCCGUGUCAGCAACUAUAAACACUAACAGGAACUGCACGGUGGAGAUCAGCAAUAUUAGCAGUGCUUAUUGCCUUAUCAAUCCAAAAGUGUACAUGUCCAGUGGGUUCAGUUUCCAUCCUCCCCAACCCACCAUCCGCACCGCCAAGACUGAGGUUUGUUCAUUCACAAAGGAUGACAACACUGCCACUGGGGCUGUGGGCAUCUUGACCUAUGACCUCUUACACAUGCAGAAUCAUAUGUGCACUGAGCGCAUGGCCAUUCUGUUCUCUGUGCCCUUCGACUACCACCUCUACAAAAAUGUCAUGGCCAUUGGUUUGUUUGAGAGCAGCCGUGGAUGUGACAAGGCCCUGUACAAGCACAUGUAUGAGGGCAAGGACUUCAGCCAGUUCACCCGUGUAGACGCAGGGGGAUCUGGAGUCAUCCACAGAGGAAAGAAAGUUGACUUAAGGGCGACCAUGUCUCCUGUGGGCAAGGCUAUUAUUAAGCUAGAGGUGUAUGAGAAGAUGGGCUAAAUAUUAAACAAAAUCAGCUUUAACGCAGUAAUUGAAAAUUGCUUCAUAUACUUUACAUGUUCUUAUUCGUCAUAUGCAAAAUAAUAAUGAACAUGGCAUUGUGCUUUUAAAUGUUGAUGUCACUUUUUGAUGUCUGUAUUAAUACCUGCAUUUAUGCUGUCCAAAAAUUUUUCUAAAUAAAAAAACAAAACAAC
Messenger RNA from Megalobrama amblycephala (Wuchang bream), 933 nucleotides. Its product is annotated as DELTA-actitoxin-Afr1c. Gene Ontology annotation, biological process: monoatomic cation transport; pore complex assembly; cytolysis in another organism. Bases 212 to 739 code for a protein of 175 amino acids. Gene Ontology annotation, molecular function: channel activity. The record is from RefSeq and is a predicted model, not a curated record. Gene Ontology annotation, cellular component: pore complex. NCBI's taxonomy places the organism in Eukaryota, Metazoa, Chordata, Actinopteri, Cypriniformes, Xenocyprididae. The transcript has 3 exons.